Acanthochromis polyacanthus (spiny chromis) is the source of this 974-nucleotide messenger RNA. Its product is annotated as glucagon-1-like. Gene Ontology annotation, cellular component: extracellular region. The record is from RefSeq and is a predicted model, not a curated record. Gene Ontology annotation, biological process: response to starvation. Bases 10 to 522 code for a protein of 170 amino acids. The transcript is spliced from 4 exons. Gene Ontology annotation, molecular function: glucagon receptor binding; hormone activity. Lineage: Eukaryota; Metazoa; Chordata; Actinopteri; Pomacentridae.
GUCACAACGAUGAACAGCAUCUGCUCCCUGGCUGCCAUCCUUCUGGUCCUCGGCUUCAUCCAGAGCAGCUGGCAGGUUCCUCUGAAUGAUGACAGCUCAAGUCUUGAGGCAGACGACACGUUAGCCGACGAGCCCAGGGAGCUGUCAAACGCGAAAAGACACUCGGAGGGAACUUUCUCGAACGACUACAGCAAAUAUCUGGAGGACAGGAAGGCUCAGGACUUUGUUCGGUGGCUGAUGAACAACAAGAGGAGUGGCGCUGUAGAAAAGCGCCACGCCGAAGGCACCUUCACCAGCGAUGUCAGCUCCUACCUCAUGGACCAGGCAAUCAAAGACUUCGUUGCCAGGCUCAAGUCCGGACAAGUCCGAAGAGAAUCUGAGAUGGACAGGCGGGGCGAGGCGUUCAGCAGGAGGCACGUAGAUGGAAGCUUCACCAGCGAUGUGAACAAGGUGCUGGACUCUAUGGCUGCCAAGGAAUAUUUACUCUGGGUCAUGACCUCCAAGCCUUCAGGGGAAAGGUAACACCGAGUCAACACGGCUGAUCUAGCACAUGCUAAAGGCUACAAAUCUGUUCUGAUGGGAUUUUCUUUCUUUUGCAGUAAGAAAAGGCAACGGGACCAGUGAGAGCGUCCUCGAGGGCUCCCCAAACAAAAAGCCAUAUGCAGGAGGAACAGGAAGCCAUACUGCUUUGCAUGCUGUCAUGUUGUCUAUUUAAAUUUGUAAGUUUUUUACUUCAUUGUGAAUGUAAUGCAAAGGUACAAAGCCACUACUCUUCCACAGGUUGUAUGGCGCACCAGAGGCCAUAGGUAUGAAAUUGAGGGCAUGCCAUUUUCUACAAAUUUAAAUUAUUUUCUAUAUUUUUAAGGGGAGAAAAAAAACGAACACAAAAAAGUUGAAUCUCAGGUAGGCCUAUAGAAAGCACAUGCAGUGUAGUUGAUUGUCAUUGUAUGUUAUUCUGCUCUGCAAAAAUAAAG